UUGUAAUUUUGUUGUUUUCGACAACAUUCUAAGUCGAGUCUUCGUAUUUUCUUUUUAAACCUAUUUAAUUGUUUAUGGUGCAUAAGUAUUAUAAUUAAUCUUUCAACAUGACUGUAAAGAAAAAGGAGUCUGGCACUUCAGUAAAUAAGUCAUCAACACCACCUAAAUCUACAGCACGUAAAGAUUUAGCUUCCAGUACAGAUUCCAGUACAAAUAGUUCUAGUAGUUCAUCAUCAUCAACAUCAGGGUCUGAUUCCACAAGUUCAUCUGAUACUGAAAAUUCAUCUACCACUGAAAAUAAUUCUUCUGAAUCGGAAAAACAUAAGAAAUCGCCAAAGAAAAAAGCAUCCACUUCUUCAGAACCAAAAGUUUCUGAACUUUCUAAAAAACAAUCUUCACCAGAAAAAUUUAAAAAUAAAUCAAAUACUGCACCUAAAUUAACAGCUGCUAUCUAUACUGAUUCAGAUACAGAUGCAGAGACAAAAACCAAAAGAAAAUUUCCACCAGUGAAACCUAAAGCUACUGCAACAGUUGCAGCAGUUUUAAAAUCACAGGAUAAAAACAAAAAAUCUGAUGUUAAACGUAGUCAAGGACCAAGGUCUAAAGCCACUGCUAUCACUGAUGGAGUUAAGAAACCUGACUCAAAGUCAAAAAGUAUUUUCAGUCCAGAUAAGAUAAACAGUAGUGACAGUGAUCCUCCACCUCCAAAACUUACGCCAAUGAAAAGUGCUACUACACAAAAAGCAUUAGUAAAACCCAGACCAAAAGCAAUGGCAAAAUUAAAAAAACAUUCACCAACAACUAAAACAUCCACCUUAACAUCAGCAAGUUCUGAAUCUUCAGAUACAGAUUCAUCAUUAGAAAAGAAGAUUAAAAAAGCAACACAAGAACAACACAAAAAGAAACUUUUAAAUAAAACACCACAGCCUGCCACAAAAGUUACUAGCGCUAACGAGUCUUCAUCUAGUGGUAAGGUUUCUAGAGGACGUGGGCGGCCUAGAAAAUAUCCAGUUCCAGAACCAACUAAGAAUGGUUCAAAUAAUAAUUCCAAUUCUAAAUCUGGUCAAGACCAAAAACUUGUUACAACCAGAGGAUCUACCAGAGUUAGUCGUAUAUUAGCUGCUAGCCAUAGAACUACGACUGCAACAGAUUCUGAUUCAGAUACAGGAAGUAAAUCAACAAGUACAAGUUGCAAAUCACCUACUAAAAAAGCACGUGAAAAAACCCGUAAGCCACUAAAUUGCAAUGAUAAGAGAUUAAAUAGUGGAGGGCUUGUUGAAUUAGAAGAAAGACUUUGUCCAGUUAAUGGUUGUGAUUCAUUAGGUCAUCUGAAUGGCUUAUAUGAGCGUCAUUUUACUUCAGAAGCAUGCCMUAUGUAUCACAGAUUAACUAUUAAACAAUGUCAAGAAAAUUUAUCUGAACGACUUAAGAAAAAUGAAGAGCGUUUAAAGGGCGCAUUAAAAUCCAGUUCAGCUGAACAAAAGAUGUAUCGAGAUAAAGUAAAAGAAAUGAGAAGUAAUAUUGAAGAUAAAAAAAAAAAUGAAUCAAGUAGUGAUACUUCACUAAGUGACCAAUAUGCUGGCAAAGAUUUAGAGCCUGAUAUAUUCAAUUGCUCUAAUAUACCAACCUAUGAUCUUAAGUUAUUUCAAGAAGCACAAGCAGUUGCCAGUGAGAAAAUUGAAGAAGAUUUAAAACAAUUACCAAAUUUUAAAGGCACAAAGUAUUUAGAAAUGGGAAAGUACGAAAUGGAAGUUUGGUAUCAAAGUCCUUACCCAGAAGAAUAUACACAAGUACCAAAAUUGUACUUAUGUGAAUUCUGUUUACACUAUAUUAAGAGUAAAACAGUACUAUUUAGACAUAAACUAAAAUGUGUUUGGAAACAUCCACCUGGUGAUGAAGUUUAUCGGAAAGACCGUAUAUCUGUUUGGGAAGUGGAUGGAAAACGAUUCAAAAUAUUCUGCCAAAAUUUAUGUUUGCUUGCAAAGUUUUUUUUAGACCAUAAAACGCUUUAUUAUGAUGUUGAACCAUUUUUGUUUUACAUAAUGACUACUCAAGAUGAAGAUGGAUGUCACAUUGUUGGUUAUUUCAGUAAGGAAAAGAAUUCGUUUUUGAAUUUCAACGUGAGCUGUAUAUUAACGUUACCCCCGUAUCAAAGGCAAGGAUACGGCAGACUUCUCAUCGAUUUCAGUUACUUGCUGACCAGAGUCGAGGGCAAAGUUGGUUCGCCCGAAAAACCGUUGUCCGAUUUGGGUCUGAUAUCGUACAGGAGCUACUGGAAAGACGUGUUGCUACAGUACCUUUGUGACUUGGGCGGAAAGCAACUUUCCAUUAAAGACAUGAGUCAAGAACUGGCCAUCAACUCCUAUGAUAUAGUCAGCACGCUCCAAGCCCUCGGUAUGAUGAAAUAUUGGAAGGGAAAGCACAUCAUACUCAAGAAACAGGAAGUGAUUGACGAGUAUUUAGAAAGGUCAAAACGUCGAGGAUCGGACUACAAAGAGAUCGACGCGAAAUGUCUGCGAUGGCGGCCACGUUCAGCAGCCCCCGCCCCAGCCGGGCCCACAUGAAAUAUACCCGUUCGCA
Molecule: messenger RNA, 2580 nt
Organism: Diuraphis noxia (Russian wheat aphid)
Lineage: Eukaryota; Metazoa; Arthropoda; Insecta; Hemiptera; Aphididae
Gene: chm
Product: lysine acetyltransferase chameau
Biological process (GO): regulation of transcription by RNA polymerase II
Cellular component (GO): nucleus; histone H3-K14 acetyltransferase complex; chromatin
Molecular function (GO): histone H3 acetyltransferase activity; histone H4 acetyltransferase activity; chromatin binding
Source: RefSeq, a predicted model, not a curated record